Messenger RNA from Penicillium cataractarum, 660 nucleotides. RefSeq lists its product as uncharacterized. The record is from RefSeq and is a predicted model, not a curated record. Bases 1 to 660 code for a protein of 219 amino acids. The transcript has a single exon. NCBI's taxonomy places the organism in Eukaryota, Fungi, Ascomycota, Eurotiomycetes, Eurotiales, Aspergillaceae.
AUGGCUAUCCCCAACCCAACAACAAUAACCCUAAACCCCCCUCACCACCACACCAACGACUCCAAAACCAACCCCAAUAACAAAAACACCCCUCCAUACAUCACCUUCCUCACCGGCACCUGGCACGUCACACACUCCAGUCUCCCCCUCUGGAAAGACAAACGCAACGUCUCAAUUACUUAUACACCCAUCCCCUCCCAAAACGCCAGUACUACGGCAGGAAGUGGAAGUGGUGAUGAUCCCACCACAAAACUAGACGACCUAGUCCAAUAUCAAUCACGGGAUCCAUCAAAAACCAAAAUCCACACCGUCCACGGGAUAGACACGCCCUCGGUAUCGAAUCCAGGGGCGUGGGAUUGGCGGGGGAAGGGGUGGUUGAUGAUUGCGUCGUCGCAUUGGGAGGUAUUAGGGUUUGGAGAGAUCGAACCCGAACAGGCUGGAGCUGGAAAUGGAACUGGAAGCGAGGAAGAGAGGAAUGCAUGGGUCGUUACUUAUUUUGCAAAAACACUGUUUACGCCCGCGGGGAUUGAUGUUUAUUCGAGGCGGAAAGAAGGCGUUUCGGAGGAUAUUUUGGAGGGGAUUUUUAGGGCUUUGAGGGGGUUACAGGUGCCAGAGAUUGGGGGGCUUGUUGAUGGGGUUUUUGAGAUUCCGAGGGAUUGA